AUAUUUUGUCUAUUACAGCAAGUUGCUUCUCGUCAUCUCCCUGUCUAUCCUACCUGCAACAUAAGAAGCUGUCUGUAAAUUCCCUUUUGUUUCCGUUUCCUUCAUGUAAUCAAGUAAUCAUGGAGUGUGCAUUUACGGGUAAAAUUUCACAUCCAUGUUUGGUAAAUUCAAGCAAAGUGUUGCUAUAUAGAAGGAAAGAAAUGAGAACUCAGAGGCUGUACCCUUCAACAAGAUUCAAGGUUCAGGUGGGUUUUGGUAAACAAGGAAGUUCAACUGAUGUUGGUCUUGAGAAAAUUGUUUGGCCUUCUCCUAAUGAUGAAAUUCCAUUCUGGAAGAAGAAUUUUCCUUCUUGGGAUACAGGACCAGCAGUCCCAGUUGACAUAAAGAAGGAUUCUGAUCUCAUGCACAUAAUUCAUGUUACAGCCGAGAUGGCGCCAAUAGCAAAAGUUGGUGGUCUUGGUGAUGUUGUUACCGGACUUGCCCGUGCAUGCUUAUCACGUGGCCAUUCUGUUGAAAUAAUGCUACCUUUCUAUGAAUGCAUUCAGAAGCAGCAGAUUACAGACUUGGUUUUGCUCACAAACUAUAAUUCUUAUCAUGAUGGGAACUGGAUACCAACUAAUGCAUAUCGUGGGAUUGUUUCAGACAUCCCUGUGAUAUUUAUAGAACCAUCCAAUCAUUUCUUUAAGGGUCGGCAAGUAUAUGGGGGUUCAUACAAUGAGCUGGAGGCAUAUUUGUUUUUCAGCCGAGCAUGCCUUGAAUGGAUGCAGGUGACUGGAACACAACCUGAUAUAAUUCAUGUCCAUGAGUGGCAGACGGGUGCUUUACCCCUUCUCUACUGGGACAUGUAUACGCACUUAUCACUCAAGAAACCAAGAAUAGUAUCGACAAUCCACAACAUGGAGCAUUAUGGAGAAUGCAGACAAGAGCAGCUCAGUAAGUGUGGUCUUGAUGGGUCUAUAUAUGCAACAACUGACAAGGCAGUUGAUGAUCGAACUAUUGGCCACAACCCUGAGAGGUUGAGUUUGUUGAAAGGUGGAAUUGUGUACAGCAAUGCAGUGGUUACAGUUUCUCCAACAUAUCUUAAAGAAACACUCAACUCAGGAUGGCUUGCAAGCACUUUGAUUAGGAGUCGAGAUAAGUACUUUGGCAUACUUAAUGGCAUAGAUGCCUAUAUGUGGAACCCUGCUAUUGAUGUGUUCUUGCCUGCUAAGUUCCAUGCUGAAAGACCCAAGGGAAAGAAGAUAUGCAAAUACUAUGUUCAAAGAGGGCUUGGUUUAGCUCCAGAAAGUACUGUGGCUGGUCACCAAGUGCUAGAUAAACCACAGAAGGUGCCACUGAUUGUCUGUAUUACUCGACUAGUUGCUCAGAAGGGUCUUCAUCUAAUUACUCAUGCAAUUAAGCGGACUGAAGAGCUUGGUGGACAGAUAGUGGUUCUUGGAACAGCUUCAGAUGGUCGGGUUCAAAAUGAAUUUGAAGGUCUUGCAAAUCUGCAUAAUCAAGGUCCUAAUGUCCGCAUCCUAUUAAUGUAUAGUGAGGAGCUGUCCCACAUGCUUUAUGCUGCAGCAGAUAUGGUGCUAGUUCCUUCCAUAUAUGAGCCGUGUGGCCUUGCUCAAAUGCUUGGAAUGCGCUAUGGGGCAGUUCCAGUUGUUAGAAAGACUGGUGGUCUUGCAGACACUGUAUUCGACAUAGAUGACCAAGCAAACCGUGAUAAGGCCAAUGGGUUUACUUUUGAAGGAAUCGAUGAAGGAUCCUUGAAUUGGGCUCUUGAUCGUGCAUUUGCUUAUUACAGAGAAAAACCAGAUGAGUGGAAUGGCAUUGUACAAAAGAUCAUGAAAAUAGACAACAGCUGGAACAACACAGCCGGGAAAUACAUAGAGAUUUACGGCUCAGUUAGACUGAAAUGUUGAUUCUAAAGGAAAGCAGAAUGGGAUACGGAAAUUUUAGUGUAGCUACCAUGUUACCAAGCAAAAACUAUAUCAUGAUAUCAUGGUAUAUGAUUGAUGUUAGAAUAUCUAGAAACAAACAUAACCUUACUGUUGACCACAAUCAAGUCAACCACUAAGGUUUGGAAUCUCUUAAUUCGUAAACAAAAUUAAUUUCUCCAACAUCAAUACAUUCAAGAAAUAAAACAACAAUACUAGGGCAUUCAAUUAUUUGUGGUAAUUUUGAAACACAUUGUUGAUGUAAUGUAAUGAGUUAAUGACAAAAAAAAAAAAGAGAGAAGGUACAU
This is a messenger RNA of Rubroshorea leprosula, 2230 nucleotides long. Lineage: Eukaryota; Viridiplantae; Streptophyta; Magnoliopsida; Malvales; Dipterocarpaceae. The record is from the annotation of a GenBank genome assembly.